Adelges cooleyi (spruce gall adelgid) is the source of this 3389-nucleotide messenger RNA. Its product is annotated as piwi-like protein Siwi. The record is from RefSeq and is a predicted model, not a curated record. NCBI's taxonomy places the organism in Eukaryota, Metazoa, Arthropoda, Insecta, Hemiptera, Adelgidae. The transcript has 19 exons. The coding region runs from base 359 to 3025 and encodes 888 amino acids. Gene Ontology annotation, biological process: regulatory ncRNA-mediated gene silencing. Gene Ontology annotation, molecular function: piRNA binding; protein binding. Gene Ontology annotation, cellular component: P granule.
CUUAAUGCUUAUCUUGAUUACGAUUAUAUAUUUUUAGUUUUUAUUUUUUACAAAAUUUUGUUUUUUUAAAAAUGUCGUUUUUAAAAAAAGUUUAAGAAAACUUUUUGUUCCUCGGAAAAAGUGCACAUAAAGCUCCAUAUUAUUAGAGAAAUAAUUUGAAAAAACCCAUAUGUCACAUAAUUUCAUUAGACGUCAUUUUACAUAAUAUGUGCCCUUUGUCCGGAGAACUUUUCAAUUAUAUCAUUAUCAUACCAGACCUUAAAUUAGUCGCUCGUACUACAUUGGCUCAAUAAAUUUUUUGUGAAGUAUUCUAGUAGGCACCGAUAUUUAAAUCAUAAUAAUGGUAUAAAAAUAAAAUAUGCAAUGUUUAAAUAUGGAGGGUGUAAGACCAAUAAGAGGUCAAAAUUCAAGAGGUAGAGCUCAUAAUAUUAAUCGCAAGUCAUUAAGACAGAGCAUAUCUUCACGCCCAGUAUGUCCUCCUAUUCCAAGGGGCUUACGACCAGUUGGUCCUCGACUAAAUAAUUCGCAGCCAGUAAUGCGCCCACCAGGUCCACUACCAAGACCUCAAGUUCAACCAAAUGCGUCUACUUCUACGCCACCAGUGGAUGAGGUUACAAGAGAUUUAAAGAAGUUAGUAACAGCAGAUGCUAAUGUAUCACUUGGUCCGCCACUUAAAAGUGAUCGUAAUAAGUCUAAUGAAAACUACAUAAUACCUCGCCCCGAGUCUUCUUUAGGUGAAACGGGAAAAAGAGGUUCUAUGGGAUCUGAACUGAAAUUGAUUGCAAACUAUUUUCCAAUAACUUCACAUACAACCUGGGAAUUAUACCAGUACUAUGUUACCUUUAGUCCAGAAGAAGAUCAUAUUGGAGUAAAAAAAAACUUGUUAGGCCAGCAUCGUCAACGUUUUGGUGGUGGCUAUUUAUUUGAUGGAACUAGGAUUUUUACAAAUGUUCGAUUACAACCUGAGUCUUUUGAAUUGACAUCUCAACGCCGUCAUGAUAAUAAGAUGUUUACUUUAAAAAUUAAGUUCACAAAUGUUUUGAAUAAUAGUGAUUACGCUUACAUCCAAGUGUUCAGUAUACUUAUGCGUAAAUGUAUUCAGUAUAUCGAUUUGAAAUUAAUCGGUAAAAACUUUUUCGAUCUGAAAGCUAAAUUUGACAUACCAGAACAUAAACUCCAACUUUUGCCAGGAUACGUGACGUCGAUUGCAAGGUAUGAAAAUAAUCAAAUAUUGUUUUGUAUGGAUAUAACGACAAGAGUAAUGCGUCAAGAAACAGUAUUAGGAAUUUUCCAUCAGUAUGCUGCUACCAGAAACAAGGAUCCAGAAUGGAUGAUGGCGUUUAAAAAUAACGUUAUUGGAACUACUGUUAUGACUAUGUACAACAAUGAGUCAUAUCGUAUUGACGAUGUCGAUGAAAACUCGGAUCCUUCAUCAACAUUUUCUAAAAAAGAUGGCACACAAAUAUCGUAUCAGCAAUAUUAUAAAGAACAAUGGAAUUUAGAUAUACGGGGUGGAAGACAACCAAUGUUGAUAUCGAAAUACAAAAAGAAAUCUGUGCGACAAUUCGGAGCGGAAGAUACUCUAGUGUAUUUAGUUCCUGAAUUUUGUAAAGUUACUGGACUAACCAAUGAGUUGCGAAAUAACUUUAAAGUUAUGAAAGAUGUGGCUGCCUACACACAGUUAAGUCCAAACGCGCGUAUCAAGCGUUAUUAUUCUCUUAUGGAACAGUUGGUGUCUAAUAAAGAAUCCGUGGAUGAACUAAAGAAUUGGGACUUGAAAUUCAGUAAAACUUUAGUUGAAGUGCCUGCUCGUGUUUUGAAGAACGAAAACAUUUCUAGCAACACAAAAUCAUAUACAGGAGGCACUGAAGCUGACUGGACUACAUUUGUACGUAGCCAACCAAUGUAUGCUUGUGCAUUGAUGAAAUGUUGGGUUAUUUUAGCCCCUCAGCAAGACAUCGAUGAUGUAAAAGUGUUUGUUUCGUCUCUUGAAAAGGCAGCAAGAGGAAUGUCGUUUAAAUUACCACAACCUGUUAUAGUUGGAGUGCCAAAUACUCGAUGUGAUACUGUUUUAAUUAAAUUGGAACAAAAAAUAAACGAAUACAAUCCUACGUUGGUACUUUGUGCAAUCCCACCUAGUGGACAGCUAUACAAUGUAAUUAAACGAAAAUUGUGUAUAGACAGAGCUGUACCAUCUCAAGUGGUGUUACUGAAAAACGUUAGAAAAAACAAUUUGUCAGUCGCCACGAAAAUCGCUAUCCAGAUGAAUUGUAAAAUCGGAGGUGCUCCAUGGCACGUUGCAAUACCUAGGAAGGGUAUGAUGAUAGUCGGUUUUGAUGUGUAUCAUACCUUAAAGGGUAGUAGAAAAAUCUCUUAUGGAGCAUUGAUAGCCACGUUGGGCGACUCGCAUACCUCUGUAUUUAGCUGUGUCGAGCCCCAUGCAGUCGGAGAAGAAUUGUCAAAUCAUUUUGCUACUAGUAUGAGUAAGGCUUUGCACUCAUAUAGAAUUGUAAACAAUCAAUUGCCUAAAUACCUAAUAAUCUACAGAGAUGGAGUUGGUGAAGGGCAAAUACCAUAUGUGCAUAAAACCGAAGUUUCAAUGUUAAAAGCUGUCUGCAAAAAAUUCUAUGGCGAGAAUUCUGUUCCGAUGGCGUUUUUAAUUGUUACUAAACGAAUAACCGCCCGUUUUUUUACUAAAGAAGGGCUUCAAAAUCCACCAGCAGGUACAAUCGUUGAUAGUGUCGUAACUGUUCCUACCAAGUAUGAUUUUUACCUCAUUGCUCAACAGUUAAGACAUAGCACUGUGACGCCUACACAUUACCGCGUUAUCGAGGAUACUUUAAACCUCAAACCUGAAUACAUGCAAACACUAACAUACAAAUUAUGUCACAUGUAUUACAAUUGGUCUGGCACUAUUCGUGUACCAGCACCUUGUCAACUCGCACAUAAAUUAGCAUAUUUCACUGGCCAAACAUUGGCGGGAGCGCCUAACCCUGCUUUGGACCGACUCAUGUACUUCUUAUAAUCGCCGUUCAACCUUGGGAGAAACGAAGCAGAGAAAUGCAAUUAACACGACAAUUAUUAAGAGGAAUGGAAAGCAUCAAGUUUUUUACAAACUUAACUAUAACAUUAUGAAGUAUCCACGAUCCGAUUUCAAAUUUUUUUUAUUAGUUGGCAGAAUAUUAAAAAUGGCUACUAGAUCAAUUUUUGUUAUAAAUUUAAUAGAAAAAAAAAUUAAAUAUUUUGGUUGACAUAGUUAUUACUUUUGCACAAAUGUGAGUUAAAUUAUUUUUACAUGAGUUAUAAUGUCAUAUUUAUUAUUAUUUACAUAUUACUUAUUAUAUUAUUUUUAUGAUUUUGUGAUUCACUUGACAUUGACAUAAUAAUUU